Molecule: messenger RNA, 1506 nt
Organism: Drosophila ananassae
Lineage: Eukaryota; Metazoa; Arthropoda; Insecta; Diptera; Drosophilidae
Product: inactive pancreatic lipase-related protein 1
Exons: 6
Coding region: 303-1328 (341 amino acids)
Biological process (GO): lipid metabolic process
Molecular function (GO): lipase activity
Source: RefSeq, a predicted model, not a curated record
UUGAGCGAAUUUUUUUUGAACGAGAUCAGUCGUUUUUUGCUGCGACGCCGAUCUGACGUGUUUUUUUUUUGUCCAUCGGCCUAGCACUUUUUGUUUUUGUUUUACCCAACUCGCGAUUGCAAUCCCACGCUCCGAGCCCUCGCCAGGCCACGCCGCCUUGAUCCAGCGCCUAAUCGAGUGUCCGGCCCAGUCACUGCCAAUAAGCGCAUGGAAGCAGAGGAUAGCCGGAAAAGCAACACGGGUCACGUAAUCAAUCAUUUUAUGGACUAGGAGUACAACCACCACCACCACCCCCUACGAAAAUGCACAAGGCCAUUAAAAACAAAUCCAGGUUACUGUGUGGCCUCAAGGAUUCGAGAGCAGAUCUGACGACGGCAAAGUUUAUACUUUAUUAUGGACCCACGGUGGCUGAUAGUGAUAUCUAUGACUUAACUGAUUACCAGAGUCUGCUGGAGGACGAGCACUUGGAUUUGUGCAAGAAUACGGUUCUCUAUUUGCAUGGCUAUAUCGAAGAUCCGGACGUAGAGAGCAUCCAUGUCAUAGCUGAGGCGUAUUUGGAGCGCAAGGACACUAACCUUAUCGUUUUGGAUUGGGGGGAACUGGCCGAUGGCAACUAUAUAUUCGAUGCCCUGCCCAACCUUAAGCAACUUGGACCGGAACUGGCCAAGGUACUCCUUCAAAUGUUCGACCAUGGGCUGGAUAUUGAAAAGUUCCACAUAGUCGGCCACUCGAUGGGAGGUCAACUGGCGGGACUAAUUGGCCGGGAAAUAUUCAAGCGCACCAAAGGCGUCCGAAAGUUAAAGAGAAUUUCCGCCCUGGAUCCUGCCUUUCCUCUGUUCUAUCCCGGAAGUCAUCUGAGCGCCAGUGAUGCCGAGUUCGUGGACGUCAUACACACGGAUGCCUGGCUAUAUGGAGCUCCCACCAGCACGGGAACGGCGGAUUUUUGGCCCAACAGUGGCAAGAGUCUGCAACCUGGUUGCCCCAAGCGCAACUACAAAAUGCUCAGUGACAACGACCUGGCCAGUCACCGGCGCAGCUGGUGGUUCUGGGCUGAGAGUGUAUCCGAUCGCUAUCCAAUUAGAUUCGAUGCAGUGCCCGCAAAGAACUGGUCCGAGUUUAAACAGAAGAGAACAAUCGAGACGUGCCCGCCAGUUGUGAUGGGUCAUCAUUGCCCCACGUCUGUACAUGGCAACUUUUACUUACAAACCAAUGGACAAACACCAUUCGCCAGGGGAAAGGAAGGAACCGUUUAUGUGGAACCCAAGGAGCUGUUAGGCAAUACACACAGUAUCUGCCCCUGCGAGACUCCGCAUCAUGAACAGAAAUAGACCGCUAAACACCGCUAUUAUAAACAGCUUUAGCUUCCUUAACGCUUUAUAUCACAUAUUGUUUAAUGGAAAUAUAUAAUUGUUGACUCGGAGGACAUCCACAAAAUCACCUACUUAAUUGUACAUAUUUGUUUAUGUAUAUUAGUAAAGAAUUAAAUGUUUUCGAAUUUAAAAUCAA